This is a messenger RNA of Strigops habroptila (Kakapo), 1098 nucleotides long. RefSeq names its product VPS28 subunit of ESCRT-I (gene VPS28). Lineage: Eukaryota; Metazoa; Chordata; Aves; Psittaciformes; Psittacidae. Gene Ontology annotation, cellular component: ESCRT I complex. Gene Ontology annotation, molecular function: protein-containing complex binding. The transcript is spliced from 9 exons. Bases 326 to 991 code for a protein of 221 amino acids. The record is from RefSeq and is a predicted model, not a curated record. Gene Ontology annotation, biological process: protein transport to vacuole involved in ubiquitin-dependent protein catabolic process via the multivesicular body sorting pathway.
UCAUCGACCCGCCGCCAUCUUGCGGAAGUGCUGCCGGCGCCGGGAGCGGCUCCGGAAAGACCCGAACGCAGCGGAGCGGCUCCGAAGAGACCCGAACCCACCGGGAGCGGCUCCGGAGGGACCCGAACCCACCGGAGGGACCCGAACCCACGGGAGCGGCUCCGGAAGGACCCGAACCCACCGGGAGCGGUCCCGGAGGGACCAGAACCCACCGGGAGCGGCUCCGGGGGGACCCGAACCCAGCGGGAGCGGCUCCGGAAGGACCCGAACCCACCGGAGGGACCCGAACCCACCGGGGGCCCCGGGGGUCCCGGUGACCCGCGGGAUGUUUCACGGCAUCGCGGGCCCGGCCGGGCUCGGAGCCGCCGGGAACAAGCCGGAGCUGUACGAGGAGGUGAAGCUCUACAAGAACGCCCGGGAGCGGGAGAAGUACGACAACAUGGCCGAGCUCUUCGCGGUGGUGAAGACGCUGCAGGCGCUGGAGAAGGCCUACAUCAAGGACUGUGUCUCUCCCAACGAGUACACGGCCGCCUGCUCCCGCCUCCUGGUCCAGUUCAAAGCCGCCCUCAAGCAGGUCCAAGGGGCCGAGAUCAGCUCCAUCGAUGACUUCUGCCGCAAGUUCCGGCUCGACUGCCCCUUGGCCAUGGAGAGGAUCAAGGAGGAUCGACCCAUCACCAUCAAGGACGACAAAGGCAACCUCAACCGCUGCAUCGCCGACAUCGUCUCUCUCUUCAUCACCGUGAUGGACAAGCUCCGCCUGGAGAUCCGAGCCAUGGACGAGAUCCAGCCGGACCUGCGGGAGCUGAUGGAGACCAUGAACCGCAUGAGCCACUUACCCCCCGACUUCGAGGGGAGGCAGAAGGUCAACCAAUGGCUGCAGACCCUCAGCGGGAUGUCGGCCUCGGAUGAGUUGGAUGAUUCCCAGGUGAGGCAGAUGCUGUUUGACCUGGAAUCUGCCUACAACGCCUUCAACCGCUUCCUCCACUCCUGAGCCAGCCGGGGGGUGGCUCCAUCCCAAUUCCUCCGCUUCCCUCCCAGUUCCUCACUGGGACCAAUAAGCCGUCGCCUGGUGGCACCAGGAGCUCCAAAAAGCACCAA